Molecule: messenger RNA, 3289 nt
Organism: Zeugodacus cucurbitae (melon fly)
Lineage: Eukaryota; Metazoa; Arthropoda; Insecta; Diptera; Tephritidae
Exons: 2
Coding region: 1061-3289 (742 amino acids)
Source: RefSeq, a predicted model, not a curated record
CUUAAAUCUAUUUACAACUAAGUAAGCUCAAGACUGUGUUUGAGCUUUUUGGCAGAACGUUGCUCUUUAGUAGGCAGGUAGAUCUCUUCUUUUUAAACGAGUUUGAUUGGAAUGUACCAAGGCGUUUGCCAAUGGGUUUGGAUGUUCACGAAGUUUAGAAAUAUAUUUCUUUCUGCUGGGAAAAAGUUAAAAAGUUUUGGUUAGAUACAUGCACGUUUAGAAAUAAAUGUAAGGGAUCUCUAUCGGAUUUGCUAGCAGACUGGCCGCGCUACAAUGACUUUAACGGUUACGAAUUGGUAAGAAAAAAGCACAAAGUAUUUAUUUACAAAUUAAACAUUAUUCAAUUAUAACAGGUUGAUAUUGAUUUUAAUGACAUGCAUCCAGAUAUUGGAAACGAGUUGUUAUUAAAACUUGACAAGUUUUAUAAAGUAAUCCUUCCUGUCUUAAAUGCGGAAGUAAAAGACCAAGCCAGCCGAGAGUUACUACUUUCGAAACUCAUUUACAAAGAUUUAUCAAAUGGUAAAAAAACAUGAAAAACAAUAUUAAAAUAUUUAUAUAUUGGAUUAAUUUAUAAUUCCAGAUUCUAAAUAUUGCAUUGUGUUGUUACUGCUCCAUGCGGUUCUUCAACCACAGCGUCGGAGUAAAACCCACAAACCAACGAUUGGUGACGCUCAAUCAGAGUUUAUAAUACUAGCAACUACACCAAAUGAUAUAUUACCAAAGAUUUCGUCCAAAAUUGAGCAAUACGCGAUUGAAAAACAGCAUUUGCAGCCUUACAUCAUUGCAGUAGGUGAGGACUAUACAAGUAUAUCAGAAUUCUUUAUAUUUUGCGACGGGCUUAAGUGGAAGUGCCCCACUUUAAUGAAAUGCGUCGACUGUAUUAUUAAGUUAAGUUAUGUAUUCCAAAUUGAAUAUUCCCAUAAUAGCAAGCAAGUUUGGGUAUUUUUAGAACAAUACUUUUUUGGGCUUAAGUCUGAAGAUUUUCCUUCAGUUUCAAAUUUACUCAACAAGUUAGAUAACUAAUUUUUUAUUUUCUUUCUUUUCUUUUUAAUUGUUAAAAAUGUCCAAAUUUGCUUGCUAUUUAUGUCACAAACCCCACUUAACUUCAUGUUUACUUAUAAAUCAUUUAAAGGAAGAUCAUGGGCUUCAGUCCAUAGCAAAAUAUGUUUGCAAAGAGGAAAAUUGCAAUCAAAUAUUUCACAAUGUGUAUAGGUUUCGAAAGCACUUAGAAAAGCAUAAAACUGUGAGUUUUUCCUCGGUAAAUAAUGAUUUAGGUCAAUCUUUAGUUUCUCAAGAGCCACUUACACAAUUACAGUAUCGUGAUGAGUAUCCCCUUCCAAGUCUUGCAAACUUCAAGCAUUCAGUUCUUGAAUUUACUCUUGAACUGCACAAUCAUCCACAUUUUUCGAGAAAAGACGUUCUUAGUAUUCAAAAAUCUAUAAAAGAACGUAUUAUGGCUCCAAUAGUAGAAAUGGUUAACCCGUUGAUUCAAAAUUUUGAAAAUAAAGUCCUAUCUAAUGAAAUAUUGAGAAAUUUAUCUGAACCAUUUAAAAAUGUGGAUUCUGAGUAUAAGUUUCUUAAAGAAUUGGAAAACUUGAAGCAUUUUAAACAUCCGCAAAAAUAUGUAAUAAGCAAUGAAUUGUCUGGAAUUAUUUUAAAUAAUAAUCCGACUUUAACUAGCGCUAAAGCAGAAAUAGUAUUGAAUGACAUACCUUUUCAAAUAAAACAAUUUUUUGAAAGUGAAGGGGUAUGGGAAUCAAUUAUUGCCAAUGUUGAAAUCAUUUCAAAAUUUGCUUCAUAUUAUAAUUUUAUAAAUGGAGAUCUUUGGAAAACUGCGAAAUUCGAUGAAGGCAAGUUGACAAUACCACUUUUCUUAUACAUGGACGAUUUUGAGAUCAAUGAUCCCCUAGGCUCGAAAUCCUGCCAACAGAAAAUAUGUGGAAUUUAUUACACUUUUCCAACAAUCCCUAAUUAUCAAGCUGGUAGGCUCAUGAAUGUAUUUGUAAGCGGAUUUAUGAAAAGUUCAGAUAUAUGUGAAUAUGGUUUUAAUAUUGCCUUCACUCCACUUAUAGAUAUUUUAAAGAAAUUAUAUGUCGAUGGUUUGAGUAUUGACAUAGGUGGUCAACAUAUCCAAGUUUACAUUCGGCUUGCUCAAAUAUUAGGUGAUAACCUUGGUCUAAACACAGCUUUAGGAUACAAUAGUUCAUUUUCAUCAAAUUCAUUUUGUAGAGUAUGCAAACGCAACAAAAAUGAAACACGCAUUGAUUGUAUCGAAUAUUCCGAUUCUUUAAGAAACAAUACCAAUUAUGAACUUGAUAUUACAUUAAAUGACCCAGCUGUAAAUGGUAUAAAAUAUAACUCUGUAUUCAAUUCUCUUUCGUUUUUUCACGUCACCGAUAACAUUUCAUGUGAUAUCAUGCAUGAUUUAUUCAGUGGUGUAUGCAAAUAUAAUUUUAGUAAAAUAUUACAUUACUUUAUAUACGAAAAAAAAAUGUUCACUUUGGAAACUUUUAAUUCCCGGAAGCAAAUGUUCCAAUAUGGGCAAACAGAAAUCGGUAAUGUUUCUCCUCCUGUAAAAAAAGAGCACAUAAAGAACGCUAAUUUUAAAAUGAACGCGAAGCAAAUGCAAACUUUUUCCCACUUAGUAUUACUUAUGAUUGGCGACCUUAUCCCACCGAAUGAUUCUGUUUACAAAUUUUUAGUUCUUUUCAUUCAACUAAUUGACUAUGUGUUAUUGCCAAAUUUCGACGACGAUCUCUUAAUUAAACUUCAAGUGUUGAUUGAAGAACACAACAGGUUAUAUCAAUGUAUGUUUAAGGAUACUUUAAAACCCAAACACCACAACCUUGUACAUUACCCCACUAUUAUUAAAAAACUAGGCCCCCUAAAAUACCUAUGGUCAUUUAGAUUUGAGGCUGAACACCAAAUUCAUAAAAAAUAUGCCAGAAGUAUAACAUCCAGAAUAAAUAUUCCUUUAUCUCUGGGAAUCAAAUCAGCUAUAAGAUUUGCGAAUUCAGUUAUAACUAAUAACUUUUUUCAAGCCGAAAUUGUUUGUAAAGAACAAUGUCCUAUUACAAAAGAAAUUUACAUUUCAUCAUUAAAUUUAUCCGAUUUGAAUUCAUAUAAAAAAACAGAUUCCGUUAUUUUCCGAGGAAAAACGUUCAAAAUUGGACACAUUGUUUCAGUUACUAAAGCCAGUUUUCUUAUUUACGAAAUAUAUGGUCCGCCAAUAGAUUUUUAUGUUUUAAAUAAUGGUCUUAAAGUUAUAAGAGCUAAAAAAUAUUGGUAA